Messenger RNA from Syngnathus typhle (broad-nosed pipefish), 4341 nucleotides. Its product is annotated as FERM domain-containing protein 5. Gene Ontology annotation, cellular component: cytoskeleton. The record is from RefSeq and is a predicted model, not a curated record. Lineage: Eukaryota; Metazoa; Chordata; Actinopteri; Syngnathiformes; Syngnathidae.
ACGACGUAGUAAUAAACAAAACGCCACCACGAGCGGACCGCAAUGGUGCAUAGCUCCGCGACUCGACGCGCGGCUGCGGGCUGUUUACGGGACCCGGGAUCGUGGUCGUUGUGACGUUGACGUGCACGCCGCCGCCGCAGUUUGUGCUGACUAUUGUUUCUGCGAAAAUGUUGAGCCGAUUCGUGAGUGGCAGUGUCAGGAAUCUCGAGCGGGAAUACAGCUGCACCGUCCGCCUGCUGGACGACUCGGAAUAUACGUGCACCAUUCAGCGAGACGCUAAAGGCCAAUAUCUGUUCGACCUCAUCUGCCACCACCUCAACUUGCUGGAGAAAGAUUAUUUCGGCAUCAGAUAUGUGGACCCCGAUAAGCAGCGGCACUGGUUGGAGUUAACAAGGUCUAUCGCUAAACAAAUGAAAGCUCAGCCGCCGUUCACCAUGUGUUUGCGUGUCAAGUUCUACCCUCCUGAUCCAGCUGCUCUCAAGGAGGAAAUCACUCGAUAUCUCGUCUUCCUGCAAAUCAAAAGGGACCUUUACCACGGCCGCCUCCUGUGCAAAACCUCGGACGCCGCCUUGCUAGCUGCCCAUAUCCUUCAAGCUGAGAUUGGAAAUUACGACCCCGGGAAGCACCCUGAAGGUUACAGCUCCAAAUUCCAGUUCUUCCCCAAGCACUCGGAGAAACUGGAGCGACGCAUCGCAGACAUACACAAGACAGAACUGAUCGGACAGACACCUGAAACAUCAGAGCGAAAUUUCCUGCAGAAGGCCCAGAUGUUGGAGACAUAUGGUGUUGAUCCACAUCCGUGCAAGGACGUGUCGGGAAACCCGGCUUUCCUCGCCUUCACGCCUUUUGGUUUUGUGGUCUUGCAGGGAAACAAGAGAGUGCAUUUUCUCAAAUGGAAUGAGGUGACCAAGCUGAAAUUUGAAGGCAAGACAUUCCACGUUUAUGUCAACCACAAGGAGGUGAGAGCGUGACUUGCUGGCAUGCAUGUUGUCCAUCAUGCACCCCCCUCAGUGUUUUUAAUGAUCCUGCACGCCGUCCUCUAUUUUCAACGUGCAGGAAAAAAGAUCACCCUGACAUACUUUGCACCCACACCAGAGGCAUGCAAACACCUUUGGAAGUGCGGCGUGGAGAACCAAGCCUUCUACAAGCUCGACAAGUCAAGUCAGGUCCGGACUGUAUCCAGCAGCAAUUUGUUCUUCAAGGGCAGCCGGUUCCGUUACAGUGGCCGCGUUGCAAAAGAAGUGAUGGAACAGAGUGCCAAAAUCAAACGAGAACCUCCGGAAAUACACAGAGCUGGCCUGGUUCCCAGCAGGAGCUGUCCAUCCAUCACACACGGGCCUCGGCUCACCAGCGUGCCGCGCACACGCCGGAGAGCUGUGCACAUCUCUAUCAUGGAGGGCCUGGAGUCGCUCCGUGACAGCGCCCACUCUACCCCGGUGCGUUCGGUGUCCCACGGGGAGGCGUUCAUCCCGCGCUCACGCAGCCAGGCCGCCGACGCCGGCGACAGGACGGCGGUGAUCUCGGACGAAGCCUACAGCCCCUCCGACAGCGUCCUGCCAACCCCGGUGGCCGAGCCCGGUGCCGAACUGCCAGCGUCCUUGCGGCAAAUUAACGGGGCGCCCUGCAGCAUCGAGGAGGAGAAGGAGUCGGAAGCCGGGACCCCCACGCGAGGGGACGGGGGGGACUUUGGACAAGAGGGCGCUACGGGGGCCCUCGGCGAGGUGGAACAGGUGAAUAAGUUUGUCUUGAGUGUCCUGCGUUUGCUCCUCGUCACCAUCGGACUCCUCUUUGUCUUGCUCCUCCUCCUCAUCAUCCUCACCGAAUCCGACCUGGACGUGGCGUUCUUACGCGACAUCCGCCGGACCCCCGAGUUCGAGCAGUUCCAUUACGAAUACUUUUGUCCCCUCAGACGGUGGUUUGCCUGCAAGCUCCGCUGGGUGGGCGGGUUGCUCGUUAGCAAAUGAGGCGCUCGCGUUGGUAAAAUGGCCGCUCGGUGGGGGGCCGAGGAGAUGACACGGUGGCGCCCACGGGACUCCCUGCAGCUCGGACCGCCCUGGUGACCCCAGGACAACUUCUCUCUCUCCCCCUCUCACACUUUGAGUUUUUCCACCUCGCCCUCUUCACUUUUGCUUCCGUCCUCUUCUUUUUUCUGGAUACCCAUCAUCUUUUCCUCCCCCUAUUUUUUUUACAUAAAAAAAUCGGAGAACUUUGAGCGCAAUGAGCAUUGCCUUUAGUUAUUUAUUGAUUUUAAAGGUGCAUUUUCAUCAAGACAAGAGGAAAGGAAGAGUGAUAAUAGGGAAAACGAGUGAGUUAGCGGGGUACAAACAUACUGUAUUGAAUAGCCUGAUUUAGCCUUCGGAAAUAUUGAACAGGUUUUACAUUUAUGAUGACUUAUCACUCAGAAUAAUCUUUUUGAGACAGCCGAUAAUCGGCCUUUUGAUCACAACUGUCGUAUGCGUGUACCCGGCUUUUAGUGGAGCCGACAGCGAUAAUAAAUAUAAGUCAGAGAAGGUUGAAGCGAAAAGAAGGUUCGGGUGAAGGAGGAGAAGAAUACGAAAUGGUUUUGGGGUUUGUUUUAAGAGGUCACUUUAAUAGAUCUUUUUAGUAUUAUAUGAGGCUAUGGUGAAGAGUCACAUGACCUUGUGAGUAGUGAUGAGUAGCCUAGAUAUACUACGUAGACGUGCAAUGCUCAUAAAGUACUUCUUGAAUGUGCUUGUCGGUUCUGCUCGUUCGUUUCCAUGACCUUGAGAUUCAGUGAAUUUCAAUUAUUUCUUACAAUAAAGAUUUAUUUUGGUUUAAAGAUGAACUUUUAGGUUUAUGUAUCAUAUUGCUGGUAGAAUAUCAGAUGAUGUACUUUUUAUUUGUACAAAACGAGUUUGUUUCCUAAUAUAUUGACAGCGCCGAUGUAUAUUUUAACAGGACUCAAAUGUUAUUUUGUUAUUGAAGAUGACGAUGAUACUUUUUGUAGCGCUGCGAGUUCAAACGAGGACAGGAGCGUCGACUGAGAAACAAGUGUCCGCCUUGUGUCUGUUUGUACAAUACAAAUACACUUGUAAUGCCAAAAUACAUUUGCAUCUUUCAUACUUCUUUUUUUACAUCAAAUGUUGUGUGGAAAAAAAAAAACGUAAUUGAUAGCUGUUAAAAUAAACACAAAAACAACAUUUGUCAUUGCUGAUGGAUUCUGGCAACAAAAAAGAAGAAGGUUUUUGAAAUUGAAAAGUCCCUUUUUAAAUAUAUACAUAUACAUACAUACAUAUAUAUAUAUAUAAAAGAAGAAGAACAAUAUAUAGAUUAUUCAUUAUAUUCUCCACUUUUGGGGAAGUGUCAUCUUUUCAGCGUCCGUAUUUUUUAUUUUUGCACAUUGCUCUCGGUCUACUGGAAUAAGAACGCAACAAACAAAAGUGAACAUACUGUAGUUGUAUCCGCCUCAUGUAGCGUCUUGACAGUAGAAAAAGAAAAAAUAUAUAUUUACAAAGAAAGAAAGGCACCAUUCAAAAAGCAAUAAUUGGUGAAUGAUAAGAAAUCUGAAAAAUAAUAAUACAAAUCUGUUACAAAUGAAUGUGACUACUGGCUUGGUUCCAAUUGUAAUUCUUCCUCAUUAACCUCUUGUGUGGAUCUUUUUCUUUUGUUUCAUUGAAUGUUCUUCGUCAUGCUGCUUAGAGGAAAUGUAACAUUGUGUUUGUAUUUAAGUCUUAUCAGUUAAACCUGCAGUUUAGUGGAAAAAGGCGCGGGAUAAAAAGAUGAAAGUUUUGACUUUGACUUCUUAAUUUCAUCUCAAUAUCAAAAACGCCAUUUCAUGAUUUCAAUUCAAAAAAAUUGUUCAUUAUUUUGAAACAUCCACUAAUGACACAAAUGAAAAAGCAUUGUGUUCCUUUUUUUUUUCUUUCUUACAGCUAACAAAAAGCUGCAAUUUACCAUCUCAAGAAAUUUAAAUCUAUUAAAAAAAAACACUAUUUUACAAAAUAUUAUAUUUGAUGGAGAUGCACCUUAUGUACCAUCUUUCUUUUGUUGCCCCCACUGGACAAGCUUUGUGUUAAGUUCCGAAGGAAUUCAACAAAGACACUUUGUACAAUGUGAUGUACAAAUCUACAAGAUGUCUUACUGAGUCAGAAAAAGAUCACUUUGAUUCUAAAAAUUGACAUUUGUUUUGUUUACAUAAUGUCCUCUGUUUUCUCAUGCCAUAACAAGUUGUAUCGCAACAACCAUGUGCCAAAUCCAGCAGUCGUGUUUGUACCUUAGCUAACCUCUUGGAAAUCUUCUUUCUCUCUCCAGUAGUCCUUUGUAAACUGGUGCCAUGAAAUGGAAUAAAUCUGACUUGAAAUAAACAGACAUUUGAAAUGA